Molecule: messenger RNA, 2214 nt
Organism: Paramormyrops kingsleyae
Lineage: Eukaryota; Metazoa; Chordata; Actinopteri; Osteoglossiformes; Mormyridae
Source: RefSeq, a predicted model, not a curated record
AUGGGCACCCUUGAGCUUCACAGGCCCCGGAGCGAUAGAUAUUGUCUGUCUCUCUGCAGGCUGUCAGGCUGUAGAGUCACAGAAGAAGGCUGUUCUUCCCUGGCUUCAGCUCUGAGGUCAAACUCCUCACACCUGAGAGAGCUGGACCUGAGUGACAAUGACCUGCAGGAUUCAGGAGUGAAGCUGCUCUCUGCUGGACUGGGGGAUUCACACUGUAAACUGGAGAUACUGAGGCUGUCAGGCUGUAGAGUCACAGAAGAAGGCUGUUCUUCCCUGGCUUCAACUCUGAGGUCAAACCCCUCACACCUGAGAGAGCUGGACCUGAGCUACAAUCACCCAGGAGACUCAGGAGUGAAGCUGCUCUCUGCUCUACUGGAGGAUCCCAGCUGUAAACUGGAGAAACUGAAUGUGGAUCACAGUGGAGAGUGCAGGACCAGACCAGGGAUCCAGAAAUACUCCUGCCAGCUGACGCUGGACCCCAAGACAGCAAACAGAGACCUGUCUCUGUCAAAGGGGAACAGGAAGGUGACAGAGGGGGCAAAGCAGCCAUAUCCUGAUCAUCCAGAGAGAUUUGACUACUGGCACCAAGUUCUGUGCAGAGAGAGUCUGACUGGUCGCUGUUACUGGGAGGCUGAGUGGAGUGGAGAUGAAGCCCGGAUAGCAGUGACUUAUAAAGGAAUCAGGAGGAAAGGAGACAGUGCUGACUGUGGGCUUGGAGCCAAUGACAAGUCAUGGAUGCUGCGCUGCUCUCCUCGCCGUUACUCUGUUCGGCAUAAUAAUAAACAGACUGACGUACCCAUAAAGCCCUCAGGCUCCCGCAGAGUAGGAGUGUAUCUGGACUGGGCGGCUGGUACUCUGUCCUUCUACAGAGUCUCCUCUGAUGGACUGACCCUCCUGUACAGCUUCACCUCCUCAUUCACUGAACCCCUCUAUCCAGGGUAUGGGCUUUAUUAUAGCUCCUCCGUGUCCCUGUGCAUGCUGGGAUAGCUCACUGUGUGCUGGAGGAAUCAUUUUUACCUUAUCAGAGUGUCACAUACCGCUGCUUCUCCAUGACAAAAAGGUAAAAUCUCUGCUUUUUAACCAGUAUAACCCUUUUUACUCUGUCUGAAGUGUGACAUAUGUUAGACAAAAAUAAAUGACUGGGUUUGGCAAGCUGGACAAACACAGACAAUUACUUUUUCUCUUUGAUUAAAAUGUAGUGAAAUAUAAUCCUGAUGAGUGUGGUAGGGGGGCCUUUCCCCUCUCCGUAUAUGUAUAUUUUAUAUAUUUUUGUAUGUACAUUGUAUUUGCUACCUGUACACUGACAAUAAAGGUUUCUUAUUCUAUCCUAUUAAUGUCCUGGUUCAGCGCUGCUCAAAGUGUAACUUAUACAUGGAAUAUUAUUUUGCACUGUACAACAUAGAGCAUAAUCAUUAUGAUAUUAUGAAAAAGCAUGCCAAAAACACAUUGUGGGGCGAUGGUGGUGCAGGACGUAGUGCUACCGUUUGGCAACUAGAGGGUUGCAGGUUUGAGCCUCGGCUCCUCUUGAUCCCAUCGAAGUGUUAAGCAAGACACUGAACCCCAAAUUACUCCCGGUGAGCUGGUUGGCGCCUUGCGUGGCAGCCUCCGCCACCGGUGUGUGAAUGUGAGGCAUAGAUCGUAAAGCACUUUGGUACUUGUAAGAGUAGUAAAAAGCACUAUAUAAAUGCAGUCCAUUUACAUUGAGUAUGUAUCUGCACCUAAUGUUACCCUGAAAGUUUCUGUUAGCUAUUUCAUGUUAGCCCUGGUUGUAUCAAUAUCCAUUUAUUAUAGUUAAUUUAUUAGAGUUGCAGCUUAUCACCACAUUGAAAGACAAAUAUAUUAUCAACCCUCUAGUCAGCCAAUCUGCAACAAGUUGAAACUGUCAAGGUUUGCUACAGAAGGGAAGGGAUUCACGAAAAAUUUCACGACUGAGUAUUUUCAACAAACCAAGUAGAGAUGGACGCGGCACAAUUAUGUUCAGACGAGGGACCAAACAGCAAAAGAAAUGAUUGACAAACUUACUAUAUCACCUAGCGAUGUGGACCAAGGGAGAUAACAAUGAUGGUGAAUGGUUGAGGGAAUGAUGAUGCUUAAGUGAUGAGAUAUUGUUAAACAAUAAGGAAAUGUAUAAGAAUUGAUGUAAAACAGUGCAGGACACACUUGCAAGUGUCCAGCCUUGGUUGUAAACUCAUUGUUGCAAUAAAGACUGAAUUU